GGUGCGCGGCGGCGCUGGGCGGCACGCAGCGGACGGCGAGGCGGCGGCGGCGGUGGCGGCAGUUGGGCCGGUGAUCGCGGGCGGUCGCCGGGGAAUCCAGUGGCGCGGUGAGCGUCCCGGCCCUGCCUCGCGGCGAGUAGCGGGUGGCCUCCCAGCCGGCCCAGCGCCAUGCACACGCUUAUGUUCCUGAGCACACGGCAGGUGCUCCAGUGCCAACCAGCUGCCUGCCAGGCCCUGCCCCUGUUGCCCCGAGAGCUGUUUCCCCUGCUGUUCAAGGUGGCCUUCAUGGACAAGAAGACUGUCGUGCUGCGUGAGCUGGUACACACAUGGCCCUUCCCGCUGCUCAGCUUCCAGCAGCUGCUGCAGGAGUGUGCUCACUGCAGCCGGGCCCUGCUGCAGGAGCGGCCCAGCACAGAGAGCAUGCAGGCUGUGAUCCUGGGACUGACAACCCGGCUCCAUACCCCAGAGACUGAGGCCAAUUCGCAGUCCCUCUGCAGGAAGCAUGCACUGCGGGUACUGGACAUGACAGGCCUCCUGGACGAUGGUGUGGAGCAGGACCCUGGCACCAUGAGCAUGUGGGACUGCACAGCAGCUGUGGCCCGCACUUGCAUUGCACAGCAGCAGGGCAGGACUGUGGAGUCCCAGGUGGCUCCUGUGCCUGUGGAGGUGCGUGUGGAUCUGCGGGUAAACCGGGCAUCCUAUGCGUUCCUGCGGGAAGCUCUCCGCAGCAGUGUGGGCAGUCCGCUGCGGCUCUGCUGCCGGGACCUGCGGGCUGAGGACCUGCCCAUGCGCAACACAGUGGCCCUGCUGCAGCUUCUGGACGCGGGCUGCCUGCGCCGUGUGGACCUGCGCUUCAACAACUUAGGUCUGCGCGGCCUGUCCGUCAUUAUCCCGCACGUGGCCCGCUUCCAGCACCUGGCCAGCCUGCGGUUGCACUAUGUGCAUGGGGACUCGAGGCAGCCCUCUGUGGAUGGCGAGGACAACUUCCGUUACUUCUUGGCCCAGAUGGGCCGCUUCACCUGUUUGCGGGAGCUCAGUAUGGGCUCAUCUCUCCUCUCAGGGCGGCUGGACCAGCUGCUCAGCACUCUGCAGAGCCCCCUGGAGAGUCUGGAGUUGGCUUUCUGUGCCCUGCUGCCUGAAGACCUGCACUUCCUGGCACGGAGCCCCCAUGCUGUUCACCUCAAGAAGUUGGACCUGAGUGGCAACGACCUGUCUGGCAGCCAGCUGGAGCCCUUUAAGGGUCUGCUGCAGGUGGCAGCAGCCACGCUACUGCACCUUGAACUGACUGAGUGCCAGCUUGCUGAUACCCAACUGAUAGCCACACUCCCUGUGCUGACCCAGUGUGCCAGCCUCCGCUACCUCGGUCUCUAUGGCAACCCACUAUCCAUGGCAGGCCUCAAGGAACUCUUGCGGGACUCGGUGGUGCAGGCUGAGCUGCGCACAGUGGUGCACCCCUUCCCUGUGGAUUGCUAUGAGGGCCUGCCCUGGCCACCGCCUGCUUCUGUCCUGCUGGAGGCCUCCAUCAACGAGGAGAAGUUUGCCCGUGUGGAGGCUGAGUUGCACCAGCUGCUGUUGGCGUCAGGCCGUGCGCAUGUGCUCUGGACCACAGACAUCUAUGGGCGCCUGGCAGCAGACUUUUUCAGCCUGUGACAUCCAGGCUCUGGCUGAGAGACAGGUGCCCUGGCUGGGGUCCAGGAGGCCCCCUCCCUGCCUUGGAUAGACAUCUGUUACUGGGACCCUGGUGGAGGCCUAGAGGCCUGACACAAAGGCACUGGUCUCUGAUUCCCUUGCUCCUGGGUGCAAUUUGAGCCUUUCCAUGCUUUUUGCAGCUCUGUGUGCAGAUUGCCUUGCACCUGCUCCCGUGACUGGCUGAGUGUUUGUGGACCUGGGGGCUGGAUUACAGGCCUGCUUGGUUUAGC
Messenger RNA from Manis pentadactyla (Chinese pangolin), 1919 nucleotides. RefSeq names its product leucine rich repeat containing 14 (gene LRRC14). Gene Ontology annotation, molecular function: kinase binding. The transcript is spliced from 4 exons. NCBI's taxonomy places the organism in Eukaryota, Metazoa, Chordata, Mammalia, Pholidota, Manidae. Gene Ontology annotation, cellular component: cytoplasm. The coding region runs from base 169 to 1650 and encodes 493 amino acids. The record is from RefSeq and is a predicted model, not a curated record.